Messenger RNA from Fimicolochytrium jonesii, 2485 nucleotides. RefSeq names its product glyoxal oxidase N-terminus-domain-containing protein. Bases 196 to 2199 code for a protein of 667 amino acids. The transcript is spliced from 5 exons. The record is from RefSeq and is a predicted model, not a curated record. Lineage: Eukaryota; Fungi; Chytridiomycota; Chytridiomycetes; Spizellomycetales; Powellomycetaceae.
AGGACGGGGGAAAGUUCCCUCGAAAAGGCUCAUCCCGCCUGGUAUAAAGCUGCCAGACCUGUUGUCUUCACCUCCUUCGGCUCUUCAAGCACAUAUAUGUAUACAUGCUCAAUCAUUCGGCAGCUACGACUCAAGUCCAGAAACCGGCGCUGAUUUUCUCAACAAAGUUAAAUCACACAUUAGCUUGCAAUCACGAUGUUUCGCCGUGGGUCUUUAGCAGUUGCGGCGCUCAACUUCGUGCGUGCGGCGUCGAUUCUUAAAGGCGCCGAUCUUGAUGGAGAAUUCAAAGUCGUCAGCGACAACUCUGGGGUAGUCGGUGUGCACAUGUCCCUUCUUCCGGGCAACAAGCUUCUUCUAUCAGAACGUUUCCACGAAGUCCCAUCUGAAUGGCUCGGGCCGCGUUACCCAAACGGCGAUGCCAACGUGAUGUGGAACGGCAACCAAGACCAGAUGCAGUGGGCAGCAACCGCAGACGUCUACAAGCCCAACAAGAACCUCGUGGGUGUUCCGCUGACGGACACCGCCGAGUUCGAUAUCAACACGAACAACUUCACGAUGAUUGCAUACCCUGCCUUGAGUGGCGACGAAGGAUACGCGUUCUGUAAUGGAGCAUCGCAAAUGCCAGACGGUGGGAUCAUGGUCGUUGGAGGUGAUCAGAAGUAUGGAAUGACACUGAGAGGUGUCAACUACACCAGUGACGGUCGUCGUGACAUUCGCGUAUACAAGAAUGGCGCAUAUACGAAGGUCGCCGAGAUGAACUGGGUAAAACCAGACAAGACCUUCACCGGCCGAUGGUAUCCAACGGUAAUCGGACUUCCCAACGAGAACAUGAUGAUCAUCGGUGGCCAGAAAAUCUACUUUGAGCCUAACGAGCCUCGGGCGAACAAUCCGACCUAUGAGAUAUAUCAGGGCCCGGGCCAAGUCGCUGCGCCUGUCAAUGUGUCCAUCCUGCAAAAGAGCUUCCCCAUCAACAUGUAUCCCAUCUCAUACGUCAUGCCAAAGACUGGAAAUAUCUUUGCUUUCGCCGGCAACCAGUCCGCGAUUCUGGACAUCGCCGCCAAAUCUGAGACACCCCUUCCCCAGUUACCUAAUGACAACAUCUAUCCUCGGAGCUUCCCUUUCGCCGGCACGAACUUCCUGCUACCUCUGACCAAAGCGAACAACUACACGAUGACCAUUUGGGUGUGUGGAGGAGUUGAGAAAUCAACGGCAGCGGACGGCCCUGCGUGGUACUCCAAUUGCUCCGGAUGUAAAGGCGCCAGUCAGUGCUAUCAUAUCGAUCCUGAGAGCGAUAACCCGCAAUGGACCCCGGAAAACAUGAUCGAAGGUCGCUCGCAACCCAUCGCCGUCAGCCUUCCUGACAGCACAAUUGUAAUUCUUAACGGCGGUGCCAUCGGACAUCAAGGAGGCAACGCUGGUAUCCCAAUCGGUGGAAUAUCGCCCACGAACCGCGCUAUGAUCUUUGAUCCCAGCCAGCGAGACCCCGCCCUUCGCUGGCGGUUAGGUGCGACCGCAACGGUUCCGCGUCAAUAUCACGGUUCUGCGCUGCUUACGACGUAUGGCUAUGUGAUUAUUGGGGGAAGUGACGAGCAGAACUUUGGGAACACAGUAGCCGAUUCUCGCAAGGACCCGUACGAGAUGCGGCUUGAGGUCUAUUACCCUUCGUACUUCAAAAUCCCCAACCGUCCCGCACUCGAUUUGACUAGAGCACCCGCAAGUGUUCAUUACGGUCAGAAGUUCCUCGUGCAGUUCACCGAUGAUGUCGGAGCAAACAUCUCUUCCGUGAACUUCAUCAAAUACGCCACCUCCACCCACACAAUGAACAACGACCAACGCCUGGUUGAACUCAACAUCGAGAAGUAUGGCAAAAACAAGCUGCUCGUCACCACUCCUGCCAACUCCAGGAUUGCCACGCCAGGGAAUUACAUGCUGUGGGCUAUCGACAACCGCGGCGCGCCAGUAAUGCAGGCGGCAACAAUCAACCUUCGGGCUUCGAACGCUGGCACGGAUGUGACGUGGGACGAUGCGGACACGGUACAGCCCGCAGCUCCUCCAUCGGCGCAGCCUGGUUGGGGAAGCACGAACCCGAACCCUGCCAACAGGACCAAUAGCGAUGCGUCAAACUCGGCAGGCAGAACAAGUCCUGUCAGUGUAACUACUCUGAUGACUUUGCUGUUCUUGGGAAGUAUGUUUAUGUAGAGACAUUCGCGACUAGUUGCAUAUUGGCGUAGGACAUUUUCUGCUUGUAUAUAUUCACUUUGCCUCUGGUAAUUACAUAUCACCCCGAUCUUUAAUGUCCGUGUCAGCGGAAGCCUGGUGUUGGGGUAGAUCUAAAGUUUACCGGUAUGGGAAUGUGUGAUCACUACGGCUGCAACGCUCUCGUUGCGAUGCGUGAAAAUCAAGGAUGGCGGAAGAAACACUUGUCAUCUCAGGACGGUGGACCAACCGGAACCUCCGUCUUGAGCUCCCUGAUCUAGAGGCCAUU